Molecule: messenger RNA, 2286 nt
Organism: Spinacia oleracea (spinach)
Lineage: Eukaryota; Viridiplantae; Streptophyta; Magnoliopsida; Caryophyllales; Amaranthaceae
Product: putative glycerol-3-phosphate transporter 4
Exons: 4
Coding region: 380-1981 (533 amino acids)
Biological process (GO): transmembrane transport; phosphate ion homeostasis
Cellular component (GO): membrane
Molecular function (GO): transmembrane transporter activity
Source: RefSeq, a predicted model, not a curated record
ACCCUUUUCUCCUCACUCAUCUCGAAACCACCACCUUUCUCAUUUCUCCCUUUCCUCUCUUUCUCACUCCCGCCAACGCCGUUCACGGUUCACCCUCUGCUCCUCUCUUUCUCUCUCCUCAUUUUAGCCUCCCUCGAAAUCGUCGUUCUCCUCCAUUUUCUCUCUCUUACUUCGAUUCUCAGUUGAAUUUUCUCCAAGAUAUCGGCUCCCGAUUUCGCUGAUAUUUUUUUCCAUUUCGAUUGAAUUUUUUAAUUUUUUUUGUUCUGUCGUCAGAAAUUACUGCAGCAAUGUGUUCAUCUUCAGAUUGUUGUUGAUUCUCUCCAUUGAAUUAAUUAUCCACCCGUUUCGUUAAAUAAUCGAGGCUUUUUUGACCAUCAAGAUGGCUCGGAGGUCUGAUGUUACCCCUCCUGGGAUUUCUCUUAUAAGAAGUUUGAGAGGAAGAGACUGGAGUUUUUCUUCAUACAGAUAUGCUGUUCUGUUGAUUACUUUUAUUGCUUAUGCGUGUUAUCAUGCUUCCAGAAAACCAAGUAGCAUAGUCAAGAGUGUUCUGGAUCCUGAACGAGACAAACCUGUACUGUCAAAUAUCUGGCCUAUUGGGAAUGUCUUUGUCAAGGAAGAGCUUUUUGAUAGUGAUGCAAGGAGAUUAACGAAAAAGGGCUGGGCACCUUUUGAUGGAAAAGACGGGACGUCGAAAUUGGGUGAAAUUGAUGUUGCAUUUCUUGCAUGCUAUUCCAUGGGUAUGUAUGUUGCUGGUCACUUGGGAGAUAGUUUAGAUCUGCGGCUGUUUUUAACAACAGGCAUGAUUGGUAGUGGGAUAUUUGUUGUGCUUUUCGGCAUGGGUUACUUUUGGAAUAUUCAUGCCUUUUGGUUCUUUCUAGUGAUGCAAAUGAUUGCCGGAUUAUUUCAAGCUACAGGUUGGCCUUCUGUGGUUGCUGUUAUUGGUAAUUGGUUUGGCAAAAGAAAGAGGGGUUUGAUAAUGGGUAUUUGGAAUGCUCAUACAUCUGUGGGGAAUAUUGCUGGGUCCCUAGUUGCGGCUAGUGUUUUGGAGUACGGAUGGGGUUGGUCUUUCAUUCUUCCAGGAGCUUUAAUUUUUUUUGGAGGCAUUUUGGUUUAUUUGUUUUUGGCUGCAUAUCCCGAGGAUGUGGGUUUCCCUUGUCCUUAUGCUUCGGGUAAUAAUGAAGAGACAGGGCCAAGCAAGCUAGAAGCACAGAGCCAAAAGUUUGACUCAGAUGACUGUCAACCAGAUGUUAACCCUCAAUCGUCUUCAACUUCCAGGAGAAGUGUCGGGCUUUUAGAAGCAUGUUUGAUACCUGGGGUAAUACCAUUUGCCUUGUGUCUCUUCUUCUCGAAGCUUGUGGCGUACACUUUUCUAUAUUGGCUACCAUUCUAUCUUAGUCAGACAGCAAUCGGUGGAGUUUAUGUUUCUGUAAAGUCUGCAGGAAACCUCUCCGCUCUGUUUGAUGUAGGUGGCAUCGUAGGUGGCAUAGUUGCUGGCUACCUCUCUGAUAAACUUAAUGCUAGAGCUCUUACCGCCGCCACUUUUAUGUACCUUGCAAUCCCUUCAAUGCUCCUCUACCGUUUUUACGGCGGUGAAUCCAUGACUAUGAACAUUGUCCUCAUGAUGAUUGUUGGGUUGUUUGUCAACGGACCAUAUGCACUCAUAACUACUGCAGUUUCUGCGGAUUUGGGCACUCACAGCUCGUUGAAAGGGGAUUCUCGCGCACUAGCAACUGUUACUGCCAUUAUUGAUGGUACAGGAUCAGCGGGUGCAGCAUUAGGUCCUCUUCUCACUGGAUUCCUUUCAGGAAAUGGAUGGGAUCAGGUCUUCUUCAUGCUGGUGAUUGGAGCCCUAAUUGCUGGACUUCUGUUGUCACGCCUUGUAAUUACAGAAAUCAGUGACAUUCUCAGGAGGAAUCAAUCAAAUAAUGCACAAAGCACUGCAGGUUCUGAAUCUCAACCCCUUCUGAGUGACCAAAGAUGAUGAAUGGACGUGAGAUAUGAUCGAGAUAAUAUAUAUACGAGAACAAGAAGUUGAGUCCUCUGAAUGCUAUACUGGAACAUACAGUCCAACAACUUCACUUUAUGAAUUGGUCAUUGACCGACUAUGUGGCUCGUUUUUUUUGUUGUAUGUCUAGGUGAUAGGCAGAUUGUAGGGUCUUUUUUUGUUCCAUUGAGUUCCAUCAACGUAUGUAAAUCUAUAAAAGCCGGAAGCUUUGAUUUUGUUUUGUAUCAGGCCGAUGAGUUUGCAUUUGGGUGGUAUAUACCAGAAAGGAUUAUGAUUUGAAA